Molecule: messenger RNA, 1169 nt
Organism: Pezoporus flaviventris
Lineage: Eukaryota; Metazoa; Chordata; Aves; Psittaciformes; Psittacidae
Gene: HIKESHI
Product: heat shock protein nuclear import factor hikeshi
Exons: 6
Coding region: 374-850 (158 amino acids)
Biological process (GO): protein import into nucleus
Cellular component (GO): cytosol; nucleus
Molecular function (GO): nuclear import signal receptor activity; Hsp70 protein binding
Source: RefSeq, a predicted model, not a curated record
CUUAACCCGUUUCCGUCCCGUUCCGGCCGCGCUCCGGAUAUGACUCGUUGUCGGCGCGGCCGCUUUCCGGCUGUGAUAUCCGGGAGCCGGCGCCCAUGAAGGCUCGGCAGCAGCGGAGCGCCUGAGGGGGUUCGGCGGCCGCCGCCAUGUUCGGCUGCCUGGUGGCGGGCAGGCUGGUUUCCAUGAUCCUGGGGUUGUGCCAGCCAAGGUGGUCAACAGCCACUGCUUAUAGACUUGGCAACCUCUUCUGCACCCUAUUUUCCUCCUACGCACAUGGGGAGCGAAGGUACAAGCAGCUCCCCAGCAAGUGGCCGAAGACAAGUUUGUAUUUGAUAUACCGGACUAUGAAAACAUCAAUCACAUAGUGGUCUUCAUGCUGGGAACUAUACCAUUUCCAGAUGGAAUGGGAGGAUCUGUCUAUUUUUGUUAUCCAGACCAGAAUGGGAUGGCAGUGUGGCAGCUGCUGGGGUUUGUCACUAAUGAGAAGCCAAGUGCCAUCUUCAAGAUUUCUGGUCUGAAAUCUGGGAAGGGAAGUCAACAUCCCUUUGGUGCCAUGAACCUCCCCCAGACACCCACGGUGGCCCAGAUUGGAAUCUCAGUGGAACUGCUGGAGAACCUGGCCCAGCAGACUCCUGUUGCAAGUGCUGCCGUGUCAUCAGUAGAUUCUUUCACAGAGUUCACUCAGAAGAUGUUGGACAACUUCUAUAACUUCGCUUCCUCGUUUGCUGUUACUCAGGCACAGAUGACCCCAAACCCCUCUGAAGCUUUCAUUCCUGCAAAUGUAGUCCUGAAAUGGUAUGAGAACUUCCAGAGACGUCUGACACAGAACCCUCUCUUCUGGAAAACAUAAGCUGACACUGUGUCAUUUGAAGCGCUUUCCAAACAGUGUUACCAGAAGGAUAACAGCAGCAGUAACUCAUUGAAGAACUUUUGGGAAAGGAAACAACAAACGAUUACUCCAGAGAGACAAACCUGGAUCAUUUGUAUUACUCUUGGAACUUAUUUAAAAUGAAAAUCAAUGAAAACUGCUUGCCUGCGUUGGGGUUUUUUAACUGAAGCGCUUGGUUGCAAUAAACCACUGUUCCAUGUGCAUGUGUAGGAAUACUCUCUUGAAACUGCAUUUGAAGUGGAAGAAAAUAUAAGAUUAAAAACAGAAGCAGUGUUUUGUA